AUGGCAUCGACUGGCUCCUCCUCCAAGUACUUGUUAUACUUUGUUGGUAUACUUCUACUAAUCCACUCGGGAUAUUCAGCAUUUGAAUUUCAUAAAUAUGCAAUACAUUACAACCAUCACCUUCACCACCAGCACCAGCACCAGCACCAGCAUCAGCACGGCAGUAAUACCACCGACCAGUCAAUCUCUUUACCAUUGGACAUCUACAUUGAAGCUAUAGUUGGAUUCAUUAUCGUUAUGGUUGGUGCUAUCGCAUCAAUUGAAAAUCCGGUACAUUUAUCAAUCGACGACAAGGUGAUUGUUGAAGAGCUGAAGUACUUGAGACCAAUUGAAUUGAAGGAUAGUUUACAAUUGGGUGAGCGAGUUGGUAUUAAUGCAUUUACCGAGUUGGAACUGAGAGUUGCCUUUAUUGAUAUAGUUUCAAAGAGAAAAGAAUAUGAAGAUUGGGUUAAUAAGGAGAAGUUGGAAAUCUAA
Messenger RNA from Lodderomyces margitis, 474 nucleotides. RefSeq lists its product as uncharacterized. The coding region runs from base 1 to 474 and encodes 157 amino acids. Lineage: Eukaryota; Fungi; Ascomycota; Pichiomycetes; Serinales; Debaryomycetaceae. Gene Ontology annotation, cellular component: EMC complex. The transcript has a single exon. The record is from RefSeq and is a predicted model, not a curated record. Gene Ontology annotation, biological process: protein folding in endoplasmic reticulum.